This is a messenger RNA of Oncorhynchus mykiss (rainbow trout), 2489 nucleotides long. Its product is annotated as tsukushi. Gene Ontology annotation, cellular component: extracellular matrix. Lineage: Eukaryota; Metazoa; Chordata; Actinopteri; Salmoniformes; Salmonidae. Gene Ontology annotation, molecular function: protein binding. The record is from RefSeq and is a predicted model, not a curated record.
UGCUGGCGGAAACCUAUCCGGACUUCAGUGCUCAGCGAAGAAGUUGGGGGGAGUCUCGUCUCGACCUCCAAUCAGAAUAGCUAGUCGCAGCACUGACAGUUAAUAUAAAACCGCAAGACAUCUCUUUAGCUUGCCUGAACCACACAAUGAUAUGGGAUUUAUAAAAAUGGGUGCGGAGGUUGAGUCUCAUGCAGGAUUCCUCGUCGCUGUGAAGUGAACUGGAUUAUCCAGGCGAGCCAACUAUCUACAUUUCUAUUUGAUGGUCAAGAGCAUGAUGGCGUUUCUCCUGUGUGUUAGCCUGUGGAUGCUCCUGGCGGUCCAUGGCCAAGCUGGAGCAGUGAAGAACUGCCACCCGGGUUGCCACUGUGAGGUGGAGAGCUUCGGCUUGUUCGACAGCUUCAGCCUGACCAGGGUGGACUGCAGGGGAGUGGGCCCUAGCACCAACCCCAUCUCCAUCCCCCUGGACACUGCCCACCUGGACCUCUCCUCCAACUCUAUGUCCCUGCUGACUGACACCAUGCUCUCUGGGCCUGGCUAUACCACCUUGGUCAGCCUGGACCUCAGCAACAACCUCAUCUCCAUGGUCAGCCCUAAGGCCCUGUCCAGGCUGCGCUACCUGGAGUCUCUGGACCUCAGCCACAACUCUUUGGAGGGCCUGGACGAGGGCUGCUUCUCUGGCCUCUCCCUAACCGAGGUGGACCUCAGCCACAACCACUUCCGAGAGUUUGAUCUGGACAUGUUCAUCACUAAAGAUCACGGAGAGCCAAUCAGCGUGGAUCUGUCCCACAACCGGCUGACAGUGGUCUCCUUGAGUUCUUCUAGGAGCCCCUUGCUACAUGUCCAGAGCCUGACUCUAGCAGCCAACCAGCUGAGGGCCGUGCCCAAGCUAAAAGGCAUCCUGCUGAGGGACCUAAACCUGGAUGGGAACAGUAUCUCCCGCAUUGAGGAGGGUGCUUUUGAGGACCUCAAGGACCUUGUUUACCUGUCCCUCAGUGGGCUUCCUGAGCUCUUUAACAUCCAGCCCAACUGUUUCAGAGGCCUACAGAACCUUCAGGUCUUGGACCUCUCCAACAACGCCAAGCUAAAAACACUGAGCCCAGCUGUGUUCAGUGGACUUGUGUCUCUACAGGAGCUCAAUCUGUCAAACUCUGGAGUAACGUCAUUGCCAAAUAACAUGCUAAGUCACUUGCCAAUCAUCAAGAGUAUCACCCUGGGCCAGAAUAUCCAUUGUUGGAGGGCUCAAAAGCAGGGCCAGUUUCACAGGCAGCUCGGACAGGAACAGAAACAUGACGAGGUGCUAACCUGUGACGUUGAAGGGGUUAUCUCAUGAUUGUGUUCGGAUCGUUGCCGUCAAUAUGGACAUCUAGCUAACACAUUAGUGCUAAAACUGUGCCUUAUAUCACUAUAUGCAAAGAACACUUUUUGUUAUUGCCGCCAAUCAUGAUAAUUACUAUUUGAACAGUUUGUUUAAAUUUCAAUUCAAAAAUGUGUUUUGCUUUUAUUCCAAAGGCCUGAGGUAUUUAUAGUAAUCCACUGUACUAUCACGUCAUGCUUGCUAUGCAUAAAGCAUGUCUUUCAACUACAGUAACAAGCUACCAAUAGCAUUGAUGGAUAUUAUAUUAAAACCAUUUAGUUUUUUAGGAUCUGGAAAUAGAAACAGACCUCAGCCACUAGGAAAAAUAUUGUUAUAUUCCAUAACAAUCAUCAGAUCAUUGAAGUAUGCACAUUACUAUGCAAGGACCACUCUUAUUUCAGAAAGAAAGGUAAACGUCUUAUGUAGGGUAUAUAGUUAAGUAUGUCUCUCAUAGGAAGCUGGUGGGAGGCGCUAUAGGAGGACGGGCUCAUUGUAAUGGCUGGAAUGGAAUAAAUGAAACGGUAUCAAAUACAUUUUUCAAUCAAAUGUAUUUAUAAAGCCCUUUUAAGAUCAGCAGAUGUCACAAAGUGCUAUGCAGAAACCCAGCCUAAAACCCCAAACAGCAAGCAAUGUAGAUGUAGAUUCACAGUGGCUAGGAAAAACUCCCUAGAAAGACAGGAACCUAGGAAGAAACCUAGAGAGGAACCAGGCUCUGAGGGGUGGCCAGUCCUCUUCUGGCUGUGCCGGGUGAAGAUUGGAAACCACAUUGGCCUCUGUUCCAUUUAUUCCAUUCCAGCUGUUACAAUGCGCACAUCCUCCUAUAGCUCCUUCCACCAGCCUCAUCUGAUGUCUAGUUUUAUUAAGUGGACACAUUCUCCUGCUAUCUUGCUCCGUAAUGUUUACAUGGUCUAAGACCUAGAAGCCAACAUUGCCUGUUCUGUUUCAACUGCUCUUUGAGGUUGAAACUGAGGAUGAAAUGUGGUCUGAACAAAUCAUUGCAUAAACACAUUUAUGAAUGUCACCCAGGGGUUUUUCGCUGCUCCGUUAUUGAAUCAGUUUCUCAUGACCGUGACCAAAACAUAAAACAGUCCUUGUACUUGUAUUAAACACAGACAUGUUUUGUCCUGUAUUUUAA